This is a messenger RNA of Coccomyxa subellipsoidea C-169, 1218 nucleotides long. RefSeq lists its product as hypothetical. Lineage: Eukaryota; Viridiplantae; Chlorophyta; Trebouxiophyceae; Coccomyxaceae. The transcript has 5 exons. The coding region runs from base 1 to 1218 and encodes 405 amino acids. The record is from RefSeq and is a predicted model, not a curated record.
AUGUCAGCCAACGCAGCCAACAUCUCAGAGGCGCUCCGGCAGACCUUCUUCAGGCUUGACGAAGACUUCCUGGCCAGCAGGGCCUACCCUGAGUCGGUGCGUCAGAUCCCCUUGACAAAGCUCAACCACACCCCAAAUGAAAUAAAGCUCCCCUUGUAUCUCCCGAAGGCACACAUGCAGUAUGCUGCGCCAGUGAGCGUCACACUGACUCUGGAGCGCUGGGGUGAUGCUGUGCAGGUGAGGGCGAGCAGCGGGGCGAGCGGGAGCAUGGUGUUUCUGGACAGGCGGCUGCACAGGGUGUACCUGGCGUGCAGCGGGGGGUCCAACAUGAUCCUGGGGGAGCUGGUGCAUGGCCUGGCAGUGCAGGUGGCCGAGGCCAGCUUCCUCACCCCUGCCUCUGUGCCGGACUCCCACUCCGUCUGCCCCGUCGGCACCGGCCGCUGGAAGCAGCAACAUCUCGCAGAUGCCUACAACCGUGGGAGGAGGGACGCUGCAGAGAAGGUGGAGUGGGACUCGCAGCCCAUGCAGGCGCCGGUGCACACGGUCGAGCGCCAGCUGACGGCCAUCCACGAAUCCGUCAUCAUCGGCUCGACCGGCUUCUGGCGCCUGGCCAGCCCCGACGCCACCGCACUGCGCUCCCACUUCUACCUCAGAGCACCAGACUUGGAGGCUCAGGCGUGCGAGGGGAGCGGUGGCCGCGCGCCAAAUACCGCCAACCACCUCGUCUGCUUUGCUGAGCAGCAGAUCACCGACAGGCUACCCAGGCCGGCGGGGGUGGAUGUUGCGGCGAUGGUGCUGACGUUCAAGUGGCCGGCCAACAGCAUAAACCAGGCCUUCACGGGGAAGAGCAUUCUGGAGAGCCUGCAGCAGUACUCCGACCAGCAGCAGGCAGCGCGCGCCAAACGCCACUGGCGCCUCAUCCGAACGCUCUGCGUCGAGUACAACCGCGCCCACAGGCACGACGAAACUUCAUAUUUUCUUUUGCAACCAAAAAUCCAGGCGAAAUUGCAGCCAUCGCGGAUGGUGGUGCAGAAGUGGCAUCGGGCGGUGCGGCUGGCGCUGGCGGCUGGCAUGAAGCAGGCGCGGCGGAUGGAAGAGGAGCUGUGGAAGCGCGAGCGCAUGGUCGUCAACGUCAGCCCCUCCCUCAAAGUCCGCAACCAGAAGGGGCAGGAGGUCAACCUGCGCGCGACCUACUUUGACAUCUCCGCCAUAGCAUGA